GAUUUUGUUGUAAAUUACAUGAUUAUUGUGGAGAAAAAGUAUUAUUUAGUGCUUUAAAAUAGUAAUCCACUCUACGACAGACAAAAUGGACUCACUUAUGGAACCAACGCUGUACACCAUCAAGGGCAUGUGCAUACUGGACAACGACGGGAACCGCAUACUGGCCAAGUACUACGACAAGAACGUGUUCCCCACGGUGAAGGAGCAGCGGGCGUACGAGAAGAACCUGUUCAGCAAAACACACCGGGCGGAUGCGGAAAUCAUCAUGCUCGAUGGGCUGACCUGCGUGUACAAGAGCAAUGUGGAUCUGUUCUUCUACGUGAUGGGCAGCACGCAGGAGAACGAGCUGAUACUGCUGUCAGUGCUGAACUGUCUGUACGACACGAUCACGAAUCUGAAGAAAAAUGUGGAAAAGCGGGCGGUGCUGGAAAAUCUCGACAUUGUGAUGCUGGCGUUCGAUGAAAUCUGCGACGGAGGCAUUAUCCUGGAUGCAGAUCCCUCGUCCGUGAUGAAGCGGGUCGACCUGCGAAACGAUGACAUUCCGAUCGGGGAGCAAACCGUUGCCCAGGUUCUACAGUCGGCCAAAGAGCAACUGAAAUGGUCACUGCUAAAGUGAGCACUCGGGAGUGGAAUAUUCAUUUGCUUGCUUUUGCCCUCAUAUAUAGAUACCAAACCGUCAAGCCACCCGGGGGUCCACUGCACCCUACACCCGGCAUUGCAGGGAAGGUGUUGUAGCAAUUCCUUUGGCGAGUGAAUCACUUUACAGAAAGCGAACGAAAUUUCGUUUCAUUUUAGGAGCACGUUAACAUUAAGACCGAAAACAGAAGAUAAAUGGUUAAGCAAAUAACACGAAA
Messenger RNA from Anopheles merus, 854 nucleotides. Its product is annotated as coatomer subunit zeta-1-like. Gene Ontology annotation, cellular component: COPI vesicle coat. Lineage: Eukaryota; Metazoa; Arthropoda; Insecta; Diptera; Culicidae. Gene Ontology annotation, biological process: intra-Golgi vesicle-mediated transport; retrograde vesicle-mediated transport, Golgi to endoplasmic reticulum; intracellular protein transport. The record is from RefSeq and is a predicted model, not a curated record.